Heterotrigona itama is the source of this 291-nucleotide messenger RNA. The record is from the annotation of a GenBank genome assembly. NCBI's taxonomy places the organism in Eukaryota, Metazoa, Arthropoda, Insecta, Hymenoptera, Apidae.
AUGACAUUUAGUGCCCAGAACUCUCAUUCAGGCAAUCCAUUUAAAAUUAAUUGUAGAAAAAUUUGGUUUAAUGUAUCAGAAAUAUCAGAAAAGGAAAAUAUUAUGACAGCAGAAUUGCGACUAUAUCGAGAUUUGGAUAAAAAUAUUAAACCUAAUGAGGCAUAUAACAUAACAAUAUACAGGUAUGCUCACCUAGUUCUGGAUUCUGUUGAUGUCCUUUGGAUAUUCCAGGAGUACGAGAUAAACGAGGAGCGGGAUUUGGUGUUAUUAAACCAUUAUCUUCAAUUUUAA